Molecule: messenger RNA, 302 nt
Organism: Racocetra fulgida
Lineage: Eukaryota; Fungi; Glomeromycota; Glomeromycetes; Diversisporales; Gigasporaceae
Source: the annotation of a GenBank genome assembly
AAUCAACUAAUAGCCAAUAUCAAGAAAUUGAACAACCAGCUGAGACAAUUUUUAGUGAUGAAGAGAAUGAGCAAUAUCUAGAUGAAGGCGAAAAGACAUUGGAUGAAAAUAACGAUAUGGAUAAAAAUAACGAUACAGAUGAAAAUAACGAUAUGGAUAAAAAUAACGAUAUGGAUGAGAAUAACAAUACAGAUGAGAAUGAUUUUACAGAAUAUUUUUUAAAUAAUUCUGAUGAUAAUAUGGAUGAAAAUGAUAAUAUAUACAAUUGUCCACCAAUUGGUGUCACCAGAUAUAACUUUUAG